Messenger RNA from Colletotrichum karsti, 1020 nucleotides. Its product is annotated as TAM domain methyltransferase. The transcript has 8 exons. Gene Ontology annotation, molecular function: methyltransferase activity. The record is from RefSeq and is a predicted model, not a curated record. NCBI's taxonomy places the organism in Eukaryota, Fungi, Ascomycota, Sordariomycetes, Glomerellales, Glomerellaceae.
UUGACAGUGACGAUGGCAUCGCCGAACCAGCCUCUGGCUGCUGAUGAUUUCGACUCGGACUCGGUCAUCUCGGAGGUUAGUUAUCCCCACAAUUUUGCCCCUUUCGAGAUGCCUGGCCUACGCGUCUGGGGUUUCAUGUGUACAGUGAACUUGAAGGCUGAUGAUAUCGCGAGGAUGAAAGCCGCCUUCGAGUUUGGAAUCGAUUCGUUCGAGCGUGUUGAGGUAUCAGAGUACUCGUUCCCCAAUGACGAGAGGGAAGCCGAGCGUCUUGAUUUGCAGCAUCACAUGUGGAUGUUGACGCUGCGAGGGAAGCUCUGCUUGUGUCCGAAAGGCGAUGAGCCUGCCAAGCGCGUGUUGGAUUGCGGUACCGGGACGGGGAUAUGGGCGAUGGAAUAUGCGGAUGCGCAUCCCGAAGCCAAGGUGAUCGGAGUCGAUUUGAGUCCAAUGCAGCCUUCAUGGAUCCCCCCAAACGUCUCUUUCGAACUAGACGAUCUCGAGAAGGACUGGACAUGGUCAAAACCCUUCGACUUCAUCUUCGGCAGGGUGUUGGCGGGUAGUAUAAGCAACUACCAAGACUUCUUCAACAAAGCCUUCGCAAACCUCGAACCGGGAGGCUACCUCGAGAUGCAAGACUUCGCCCUCCCCUACGGCUGCGACGACGGCACCCUCUCACCCAACUCCCCGCUCCACCGCCUCUCGACGCUCUUCCGCGAGGGCACCGCCAAGGCGGGCCGCCGGAUGGACGUGGCACCCUCCUACCAAACCCUCAUGCGCGCGGCCGGGUUCGAGGGCGUGGUCGAGUGGCAGAGCAAGUGGCCGGUGAACCGGUGGCCGCGGGACCCGCACUACAAGGAGCUGGGGAUGUGGACGCACGCGAACCUGGACACGGGGCUGGAGGGGCUCACGCUGGCGCUGUUCACGAGGUUCCUGGGGUGGUCGAGCGAGGAGACGUUGGCGUUCUGCGCCGAGGUCAGGACGGCGUUGAAGGAUUUGAGGACGCAUGCUUAUUUGCCCAUGUGA